Maudiozyma saulgeensis is the source of this 1329-nucleotide messenger RNA. Lineage: Eukaryota; Fungi; Ascomycota; Saccharomycetes; Saccharomycetales; Saccharomycetaceae. The record is from the annotation of a GenBank genome assembly.
AUGUUAUUUUCUACUUUAACGAGAAGCUUGCUGAUGGCUGGUAUGGCAGUAGUAUCGGCUCACGAUACAGGUUCUUCCUCUUCCUCACUAAAGGAGGUACCUAAUGCAGAUAAUUCUCUUCCUGAAUUACUCUCUUUGCAAUCCAUUCCUGCCAAUUGGGUCAGCUCAGAUCAAACCAAAUUAGAGGAAGGUAGAAUCAUUUUGACCCCAAAGAAACAAUCAAAAGGUUCAUUAUGGUUGAAAUCAUCAGUGAAAUUAGAAAAAGAAUUUACUAUUGAAUGGACCGUCAGAUCUGUAAAUUAUGAAGGUGACUCUACAGGAGGGAUGGCCUUAUGGUUCAUAUCUUCAGAAAAAAUGAAGGAUACUAGUUUAUAUAAUGGUCCUGCUAAAUUUAAUGGGUUGCAAAUUCUAGUGGAUAAUAAUGGUCCUUUAGGACAAUCGAUUCGUGGUCAACUAAGUGAUGGAUCCAUUUUGUUUAAGAAAGAAGGUAUAUAUGAUAAAUCAUUUGGAUCAUGUUUGAUGGGUUAUCAAGGUACUUCAGUUCCUGUCACUAUUCGUUUAUCCUAUUCUGAAAGUUUAGUUAGUAGUAAUAAUAAUAUGUUAAAAUUACAAGUGGAUAAUAGAGUAUGUUUCCAAACCAAUAAGAUUAAUUUACCUCGUGAUGCUAUUGCUAAUAAUGGGUUAUAUAAUGUUGGUAUUACAGCAGAUAAUGGUAACACCGAUGAAUCAUUUGAAGUUUUGAAGAUGAAAUAUUAUGAUACAGUGACUGAAGACGCAUUGAUUCCAAAUGUAAAAGCAAUGGGUCAGCCAAGAAUGAUUGCUAAGAUUAUUGAUCAAAGUACUGGUGAAGUGAAAACUGUUGAAAAGGAAGUAUUAGAUGAACAAAAUGAUCAUACUUCAAAUUAUGAAUUGUUUAUGAAGAUGGAUAAAAUUGAGGGUAAAAUAUUAGCUAAUGAUAUUAAACAUUUACAAGAUAAGUUGGAAACUAUAAUGAACAAUCAAAUUCGGAUGGUGGAACAAAUGAAUCAUUUAUUAGAGAAACUGAAAACAGGUGCUUCACCUAAUGGAGAAAAACAGUCAAUUAUGGAUGAUGAAAGUUAUAAACAAUUCUUUUCAGUAAAUGAAAAAUUAGAAAAAUUAGUUCAAGAAAGAGAAAAACUAAGAGAAGUUAAUCAAAAGGAACAAUCUUUACAAAGCAAUAGUGUAUCAAGUGACGAAAUAUUGAAAAAAUUAGCUGUUUGGUUAUUGCCAUUCAUUAUCUUGACUGUUGUUCUCGCAUAUUAUACUUUCCAAAUAAGGAAGGAACUAACAAAGACAAAGUUGCUUUGA